Aplysia californica (California sea hare) is the source of this 984-nucleotide messenger RNA. Its product is annotated as obscurin. Gene Ontology annotation, molecular function: protein binding. NCBI's taxonomy places the organism in Eukaryota, Metazoa, Mollusca, Gastropoda, Aplysiida, Aplysiidae. The record is from RefSeq and is a predicted model, not a curated record.
CAGCGGAAAUGCCUCUCUUAGAGAUGUCCGGUGACCCGUGCAUGCCAAUCGCCCCCUUAAAGACUGACCCUGACCCUGACCCUGACCCCGUGACCUCCAGCUCUGACGUCUGUCCAGAUUUAGCGUGCCAUAUCGUCCAACACUCAGAGGAAAACGAGAGCGGCCAAAUCCCAGAUUUUUCUGUCAGUACAGAUUACAAUAUGAACAGUAGCGUGGAGGACAAAAUGGCGAGAGAUGUCCCUGUCCCCACGCCCCUGUCCGGGGGUUCCCCUCUCAACCAAUCAGGGACCACCAGCCUCUACUCGGAGUACGACGAUUACUCGUACGAUCUCGACUCCUCUUUCGAUCCGACACGAUCUGAAGUCGGUGCGGGGGCUGGGAAAUCUUUGUUUGAUGAGCUUAGGGAGAGAAAUCUGUCUGAAGAUCUCUUAAGAGUUGAAGGGAUGGGUGGGUUUGACCUAGAUGUGGCUGAUGGUUUUAAUCAAGAGGAUGAGGAAGAUGAUUAUGACGAUAACGAUAUAGACAGGACGUUAGAACACGUUCCUGCGCUUGAUCUUGAGAGCUUAGAUAGGGAUAGCUUUUCAGAAGAUAAAAUAUCAUGCAGUUCUGAAUUGUCCUUAAUAGAGGAAUUGGAAUCAGCCAAUGAGCGUGAAGAGAAUCAACAGGAAAUGUCCAGCCAGGCCUCUGAGCCGGUCCCUCGUUUAACAGCACUAGCCAAUGAGAACCCGAUCCUCACUCCGCUGCAGCCAAUCAAGUCUUUCAAAAACGGCGCCGCCAUAUUUGUGUGCGAGGUGGUGAGCCGGAAGGCGAAGGUCACGUGGCUGAAAGGGGCGGAGCCUAUCUGUGGCAGCAGCGACAAGUACACGGUGACAGUGGCCGGCAAGAUGCACUCACUCACCAUCCAUGACGUGCAGGCGGAUGACGCAGGCAGUUACUGUGCCAGUUGUGACGGCCACGAGUCGGCGGCUGACCUUGAAGUCAGAG